AUGUGCGAUGAGCCCAAAAUAGACAAUAGUACACAAGAACCAAUGAAUUGUACAAAUCACACAGCAUAUGUUCAGUGUCUGCCAGCACCAAAUAUAACUUGCAAAGAUCAUCUUGGCAUAGAAAAAGUCUUUACAGGACGUGAAGUUGGAUUUUUCAAGCCUAUUGCAUGUCGCAAUGUAAAUGGAUACUCCUACAAAGUGGCAGUAGCGCUGUCCUUAUUUCUUGGAUGGUUGGGAGCAGAUAGAUUUUAUCUAGGCUAUCCUGCUUUAGGUUUGUUAAAAUUCUGCACUGUAGGAUUUUGUGGAAUUGGUAGCCUAAUUGAUUUCAUACUUAUCUCAAUGCAGAUCGUCGGACCUUCCGAUGGCUCCAGCUACAUCAUAGAUUACUAUGGAGCAAGGCUGACCCGGCUUACUAUUACCAAUGCAACCUUCAGGAAAAUGCAGACCUACCCUUAA
Messenger RNA from Chaetura pelagica (chimney swift), 456 nucleotides. It is a transcript of the gene TM2D1, whose product is annotated as TM2 domain containing 1. Lineage: Eukaryota; Metazoa; Chordata; Aves; Apodiformes; Apodidae. The coding region runs from base 1 to 456 and encodes 151 amino acids. The transcript has 5 exons. The record is from RefSeq and is a predicted model, not a curated record.